AUGGCGGGGCCCUUGCGACGAGAGCUAGGCCGCUCCUCCUACCCUUUCCCGGUGCAAAGCCUGCACCUCGGCAACCUCCCGGCUGUCCCCCAGCACGAAACCACCUCGCCCGGCUUCUUGCCCGAAGCCUUCAGCGCCGGGGCCACUGCCGGGCAGGCCUUUGGCUUCAAGCCCGAUUACGGCCCCCACCAGGGCGGGGUCGGGGAGCCCUAUCCCGGCGGGGGCGAAAUGCCUCGCACCUGGUACCCCUGGCCUGCCGCGGGGGAGGCCUGGAGCCACCCUCCCGGGAUCCUGGUAAACCCUUAUGCCCUCGCUCAGUCCGGAGAAGUCUGCCAGGCUUCCAAGGCCGAGAUCAAAGUCGAGCGUGACUUCGAGCAAGCGGGCCCCUAUUACGGAGGGCAUCCCUGGACCGGUGGGUGUCUGGUCCCUUCGGUCCCUCCGGCCCAGGCCCGUCCGGCUUCUUGCAACAACCACACCAAGGAAGCCGCUUCGCCCAAUCCGGAUUCCGAGCCUUCCAGCAGCCCCACCAGCCAGCCCGAACAGGUGGGCAGCGCGGAGGAGAACAGUCCCCGGACCGAUGCUAGUCCAACCCCCAGCGAGCAGAUGGCCUCGGAGGAAGCGAAAGACGAAGAGGGCAGUGGAGAAGAGGAAACAACUACUACAGAAGAGCUGGAACAAUUUGCUAAGGAACUGAAGCACAAAAGAAUUACCCUGGGCUUCACUCAGGCAGAUGUAGGACUGGCUCUGGGUUUACUGUAUGGGAAGAUGUUUAGUCAAACCACCAUCUGCCGCUUCGAAGCUUUGCAACUCAGCUUCAAGAACAUGUGUAAACUGAAGCCCCUCCUUCAGCGUUGGCUUCAAGAGGCUGACAGUAACGAGAAUUUGCAGGAGCAACUGUGCUCCAUGGAGUCGGCCAUGAUCCAGGCUCGGAAACGCAAGCGCACCAGCAUUGAGAACAACGUGCGGGGUUCGCUCGAGUCGUACUUUCUGCGCUGCCCCAAGCCUAACCUGCAGGAGAUUUCACAGAUUGCUGACGACCUCUGCCUGGAGAAGGAUGUAGUACGUGUCUGGUUUUGCAACCGCCGUCAGAAGGGCAAGCGCAACUCAGGAGCUGGGUCUCGGGACGAGUCCGAUGGCCCCAUUCUACCCCAAGCUUGUCCUCAUGGGCCACUCCAAGCUCCGCCCCAUGGUCUUGGCCCCGUCCACCAGCUGCCUCCACCGCCUCAGGGCUACAACACAACUACGUUUGCUGCUGUUUAUGUGCCCCAGUUCCACGAAGGAGAAGUUUUUAUCGCUCCCGCCUCGACCUCAGCUGUGAUGGGCCACCCAAUGCACUCCAGCUGA
Messenger RNA from Pseudonaja textilis, 1344 nucleotides. RefSeq names its product POU class 5 homeobox 1 (gene POU5F1). Gene Ontology annotation, biological process: regulation of transcription by RNA polymerase II. NCBI's taxonomy places the organism in Eukaryota, Metazoa, Chordata, Lepidosauria, Squamata, Elapidae. Gene Ontology annotation, molecular function: DNA-binding transcription factor activity, RNA polymerase II-specific; RNA polymerase II cis-regulatory region sequence-specific DNA binding. The record is from RefSeq and is a predicted model, not a curated record.